AUGUCAAAUAGAAAUUAUUCUUUAAAAGUUGCAAACGCAGCGUCAUCUUCAACGAUUUAUCGCGCGAAGACCACUUAUAAUGUAAUUCCAACAUAUAUCGAAAAUCGACCAAUUGUCAACUACCAAACCAUCUCAACUUCCUCAUUAAAUCCAAGUGAAACUUUACCAGCAUACAGAGCACAACAACACCCCAAUACAUCAUUUAAACUAGUACACAGAUCACAACUAGUUUCCAAUACAACAGACACAACUACACAGACUAGAUCAAAACACAUAAUAAAUUUUAUCAUUUUCGUCCCAGUUAUAAUAAUAUUCGUGUUAAUGUUGAUCGGUACACUAUCAUUUAUCUAUCGUAAAAUGCGACAAUGUCAAAUACAAAAGGAUAACCUACAAUCAAUGCUGGAAAUCGAGGUGAUGACUCCUAAUUUACAAAUCGGAAAAGUGAUUGAUGGGAGACGGGUUAAAAAAUUGAGCAUGCCACCACCAAAACAAAGUAAACAAGUAUCGAAUUUUGCAAAGAUACAAGCUCAGUUCAGACAACGAUGGAGAAGUUUGGGAAGUUUGGGAAGUAUCGAUAGCACCGUUCGUAAUAAUGCUGGUAGUAGUGUUAAUGCUACUAAUGAUAAUAGUAAGGAUGUAAUGAUAUACGUGGGGUUUGAUUCUUCGAGAUAUGUUGGCAAAGAAAGUGGUGAUGAUAGUAUCGUCAUGACUACGGACAAACGUCAAAACGAAGCUAAUGUGAAGGUAGAAACUACGGACGGACACCAAAGCGAAGCAAAUAUGAAGAUAGAAACUACGGACGGACACCAAAGCGAAGCUAAUAUGACGGUAGAAACUACGGACGGACACCAAAACGAAGUUAAUAUGAAGGUAGAAACUACGGACGGACACCAAAGCGAAGCUAAUACGACGGUAGAAACAAGAGAAAUGCUAAAAAGUGCGGAAUUUAAAGCUAGAAUCAUUGAAUUAUCAAUAGAUUUGCGAAAAAAUGGUUUAAAGCUUCAAGAAUCCUCUUUGUCCGAAACGAGCGUCAGAGAUGUCUAA
Ambispora gerdemannii is the source of this 1044-nucleotide messenger RNA. NCBI's taxonomy places the organism in Eukaryota, Fungi, Glomeromycota, Glomeromycetes, Archaeosporales, Ambisporaceae. The record is from the annotation of a GenBank genome assembly.